CAUGGAAGGGAUUGUUAUGGUAACUUUACUUGUUUUCCAGUCUAUGAACAGCAUCAAUGCGACUCCAUAAUUUGACCUGAAUGCAUCCUUAAAUACGGAUAGACACUGUUGAUUGAAGUACUGCGACUGCUGCUGCUAGAAUAAAAUAAAGUAAUUUAAAUAAAAUUCUUUCCACAGCUCUCUAUACUGAUAGUGCUUUGACUGCAUGUCUGUGCAGGCACUAGUGAUAUGCGCAAGCACAUUUCAGAACGUUAUGAAAGGUAAAGGUUUUUUUCCUGAGCUAAAAUAUCUAUUGGCAGGCAUGGGGGAAACUAAAAAUGAAGGACAAAAGCACAGACUUGAAUAUGUUAAUUGUGAACAUCGGUUAAAGACCGCUGGUGACCUGAUACAGUUUAACAGCCCCUGUCCUAACAAAUCACUGGCAACAGAUAUAAUUGAUCUAAAUCCCAACUUGUGCCAGUGUCUGCCAUGGCACCGCCAUCAUUAGUUGGUUUCUGUGUUAAUUGAGGCAGUAAUUUGAUUAUCAAAUGCAAACAAACAAAGAUGGAGAAUGCUGGAAGAUCAGACACUGUGGACUGAUAAAGAUGUUGUGUGUAGAUAUCUUAAGGAUGAAGCAGAUAUAAUUAGAAAUAAAAAUGUCACUGUAUGUUGCUCUUGAAAGUGAUCUGAAGUUGUUGAUGACUAUUUUAGUGUUAUUUUAGCAAAGUUAGUACUGGAUCAUAUGUUGUAUAUAUUAUACCAUUUAAUAUACCACAUAUGAAUCUGUGACAUAUAGAUGUUGUGUUGUGUAAAGUAGUAUCUAGCAGGAGACAAUAUGGCCAUCACCUUUUUCAAACUUACUGAUGCAAAUCCACCUCCUCAACCUCUUGGCACAGGAUUGAGCCUAUUGCUCAAUAUGGAGACCAUUGCGCCUCCCAUUAUUCCUCCAGUUAUGACAAUUCCUCUCAGAUCUCAGAUGUUAGGGCUCUGUGUAGGCAUCGUUUUCUACUGUGCUUGCCCUUGUGACGGCCAAGUCCAGUUUGACUCCUUUUAGAGGUUUAAGUCUGUUUGGAGAGGCCUUAUUUCAAAAGACAGACUCGCUCCCAAAAAUGAAGAUGGGGAAGAGGAUGAAUGUUGUUGCGGGGACCGUUGAAUGUUAUCUUCAGACGAAAAAAAGGGGAUUUAUGGAAAGGUUGAAGAUCUCCAGCACCCAGAGCUCCAGGUUCAGGGUGAGCUCUUGGUCAACCAUGCCAUUUGAUCUAGUAUGUUUCAAUGAAGAAUGUGAGAUCCUCAGAUGGGCUCUCUGCAUCUAAAGGCAGCAAGUGAUGUGAUCAUCCGAGGACUGCUGUGUCUGCUGGACACCUGGUAGUUUCUGUGGUGCUGGACUACCCCGUCCUCCUGCAGAGUGCCAAGAUCCUCACAGUCUGUUUGAUUGGGGGCAGUCAUUACAUGCUUAUGGAUGAGAUCUCCCACUCUUUCCACCAAAGCGGCCACAGCGUACAGAUGCUACUCCAGCUGGGGAAUCCAGUUAUAAAUGGGCUUGACUAUACUCAACGCCCAAACAGCUAUGAGUUAACCACCUGGUCACCGGGUGAGAAUUACAUUGAAGAAUACAAUGGAUGGUUCUUUGUGCAGCAAAAGGAGUUUUUCCUUGGCAGGAGCAGCUUCAGUGGCUUCUUGAACUUCAUGGGACACCUUGCCUACCACUGUGAUCUCAUUUUGAGUGACUCUGAGCUGAUGGAGUCACUGCGGAGGGAAUCUUUCGACAUGGCCAUACUGGACGCUUUCAACCCCUGCUCCUUCCUUCUUGCUCGCUUCCUGGACUUACGUUACGUGGCUUUCUACCCCGGGUCUCUGAACGGACCUCUCUCUGUUGGUCUUCCCAGCCCCCUGUCCUAUGUGCCGGUCUUCAACUCCGAGUUAACUGACCGGAUGGGGCUUUUCGGCCGGGUCAAGAAUGUCGUAUUUUCCCUCGUGUCUCCUAUAGCGGAGAUGCUGAUCCAUCAGAGAUUCCACCACGUGGCAGAACGUCACUUCCUCUCUUCGCCUGUUAUGCGCGAGCUGUACAGCCAAGCAGAGCUGUGGGCCUUCAACACGGACUUCUCCCUGGAGUUCCCCCAGCCUCUGAUGCCCUACACUGUGUGUGUGGGGGGACUGCUGUCCAAACCAGCCAUGCCAGUGUCCCAGGAACUGGAGGACUUCAUUGCUCAGUGUGCAGAGGCAGGGUUCAUAGUGGUCACCCUUGGGUCCAUGGUGUCCUCUGUCCCCUUGGAGGAGCUGCUAAGGGAGAUGAACGCAGGCUUUGCCAGAGUCCCCCAGGGCAUCAUCUGGAGAUACCACCCGCUUCGUUGGCCGCCCCACAUCCAACCUGCACCCAACGUCAAACUGGUGGAGUGGCUGCCUCAAAACGACCUGCUAGGGCAUCCCAAGGUGCGACUUCUUGUCACUCACGGAGGUCAAAACAGCAUCCUCCAGGCCAUGUACCACGGCGUUCCGGUGUUAGGGGUUCCGCUCUUUGGGGACCAGUUUGAUAACCUUGUGCGGGUGGAAGCAAAAGGCCUUGGUUUAGCUGUCAAACCCACAGACAUCCAAAGAGAUGUACUCAGUGACACAAUAACCACACUCAUAACAGAUCACAGGUAUAAAGCCUCUGCUGAGUCUCUCAGUAGGAUACACCGGUCGCACCCGCACCCUCCAAGCCAGCGGCUGGUGCUGUGGGUGGAACACGUGAUGCAGAGUGGAGGGGGGUUCCACCUGCGCCCCGUCUCCCUCCAGCAGCCCUGGUAUCAAUGCUACCUCCUGGACGUGGCUCUCUUCUUCGCCCUGGUAAUGCUUGGACUCCUGGGCUUUGGAGUGGUGGCUUUUCAGAGCUACGAGGGCCGAGGCAAACUCAAGCAGGACUGAUGGUGUACGCAUGUGGCUUUUCAUGGACAGCGCUGUAAAUUCGACACACAUGGUUGGUUGGCUUUAUGGAAGGCCUAUAUUAUUGGAUGCUGCAGUGUACCAGAUGAGUUGUAAUUAAAUGGAUAACAGACUGAA
Messenger RNA from Clupea harengus (Atlantic herring), 3018 nucleotides. Its product is annotated as UDP-glycosyltransferase 3A1. Gene Ontology annotation, cellular component: UDP-N-acetylglucosamine transferase complex. Gene Ontology annotation, molecular function: glucuronosyltransferase activity. The record is from RefSeq and is a predicted model, not a curated record. Lineage: Eukaryota; Metazoa; Chordata; Actinopteri; Clupeiformes; Clupeidae.